AAGGGGAAAUGAUGCUGGUUACCUUGGGACUGCUCGUCUCCUUCCUUUCUUUCCUGUACACGAUAGCUCCAUCCAUCAGGAAGUUCGUUGCUGGCGGAGUUUGUAGAACAAAUGUGCAGCUUCCCGGGAAGGUGGCAGUGAUCACCGGCGCCAACACGGGAGCCCGAGUGUACAUUGCUUGCCGAGAUGUACUAAAGGGGGAGUCUGCUGCCAGUGAAAUCCGAGCAGAUACAAAGAACUCCCAGGUGCUGGUGCGGAAAUUGGACCUAUCCGACACCAAAUCCAUCCGAGCCUUUGCUGAGGGCUUUCUGGCAGAGGAAAAGCAGCUCCAUAUUCUCAUCAACAAUGCAGGAGUGAUGAUGUGUACAUAUUCUAAGACAGCUGAUGGCUUUGAAACCCACCUGGGAGUCAACCACCUGGGUCACUUCCUUCUCACCCACUUGCUCCUGGAGCGACUAAAGGAGUCUGCUCCUGCACGGGUCGUGAAUCUGUCCUCGGUGCUCCACCAUAUUGGCAAGAUUUGCUUCCACGACCUCCAGAGUGAGAAGCACUACAGCAGGCUGUUUGCCUAUUGCCACAGCAAGCUGGCCAAUGUGCUUUUCACUCGCCAGCUGGCCAAGAGGCUCCAAGGCACGGGGGUCACCACCUACGCAGUGCACCCAGGCAUUGUCACCUCAGAGCUGACCCGGCACUCGUUCCUGCUGUGUCUGCUCUGGCAGCUCUUCUCUCCCUUCAUCAAGUCAGCACGAGAGGGGGCGCAGACCAGCCUGCACUGCGCCCUGGCUGAGGGCUUGGAGCCCCUGAGCGGCAAGUACUUCAGCUUUCUGGAAGCUGUUAAAGAAGACUAUUCAGUGGCGCUGCUGGUGUAG
Galeopterus variegatus (Sunda flying lemur) is the source of this 869-nucleotide messenger RNA. RefSeq names its product retinol dehydrogenase 12 (all-trans/9-cis/11-cis) (gene RDH12). NCBI's taxonomy places the organism in Eukaryota, Metazoa, Chordata, Mammalia, Dermoptera, Cynocephalidae. The record is from RefSeq and is a predicted model, not a curated record. The transcript has 7 exons. The coding region runs from base 9 to 869 and encodes 286 amino acids.